AAUCUAGCGACUGCGCAGGCGGCGGAGUCCGUUAUGGCCGCUGCGGUCCUGAGGAGGAUGAGGGGAGCCGAGCAAGCCAAGCUGCCUCCCGGGCGGGGCAUCCAGACACCUGGAGGGGUGGCACGGCCGCUGGUCCUGGCUCUCCUGCUGGCGGCCGCCGCCAUGUCCAGCGCUUCAGCACAGACUAAUUCACUGAACCAAACUAUACUCAAGACAAAUGUUUCUGCUGCAAACACAAAUGCUUUAACAUUUGAAAACCAAACCAAAUCAUCUAUUUCCCAAAUCAGUACCACUCUCCCUCCCACAACUAGUACAGAGAAAAUUGGAGGGACAUCUGUGGCCCCUCAUCCCUCGCCUACUACUUCUCUGGCCCAAGAAGAAGCUGGCAACAAUGAAGAUCCAAGCAUAGAGGAGGAAGAUCCUUUCAUGCUGAAUAGUUCUCCGUCCACUUCCAAAGGCACUGUGGACAAUGGCGAUUAUGAAGAACCUUCAGAAUAUGACUGGUCCACCAGCUCCACCAGGGACGAUAAAUUCCCUGAGGCCUUGGAAGAAAACAGGCAUUACAUGGGAAGUGAACAGUCAAUGAGAUCUUUUAAGACCCCAUCUUCAAAUGUAGAAGAGGAAGACAGCCAUUUCUUUUUUCAUCUUAUUAUUUUUGCGUUUUGUAUUGCUAUUGUUUACAUUACAUAUCACAACAAAAGGAAGAUUUUCCUUCUGGCCCAAAGCAGGAAAUGGCGUGAUGGCCUUUGUUCCAAAACAGUGGAAUAUCAUCGUCUAGACCAGAAUGUUAAUGAGGCAAUGCCUUCUCUGAAGAUUACCAAUGAUUAUAUUUUUUAAAGCACUGUGAUUUGAGUUUGCUUAUUAUGUGAUUUUAUUUGCUUGACUUUUUUAUAUGAUACCAUAUAGAUGUUUGUCAUAGGCAAUUGGUACUUACAUGAGAGGUGGAUCUCUCUUUAUUUUGCCUUGGUGCUUUGGAAAUUCAAUGUCAUGAACAAGAUAUAAUUUUUUUACCUAUACUUUUAAAUUCAGUCAGGUUUCCAAAAUGUGGAGUUAAGCAUUAUCUGUUAGUUCUGAUUGUUUUCUACUGUACUUUUGUUGGAAGUACUAGCAAUGCUAUUUUUAAAACAUCCCAAACUUGUAACUAAAUUCUAACUUAUCUGGCCCCGCUGUCUCAGAUUCUCUUUCUGCCAUCCAAAUACUGUUUCUUAAGCACACAUUUGUUUGUGCUUCUAAACUAUAAGCUGUAAGGAUGUCUGUAAUAAUGCUUUACAUAUAAGUAAAAUUUUUUCAGGAAAAUUGAUUUUGAUAUUUUUGGAUAAUUUAAACAUAAUAUAAUGAUAUUGCUCAAUUUGACUACAAUUUUAGGUAACACAUUAAUAAAUGUGUCUAGAAAUUCUGACAAUAGGGAAUCUGCAUUUGCAGUGGACAUAGUUAAACUGUUAGAAAUGCCAGUGGUAGAAAGAUAUCCUUUUUUGGUAUAAAUUACUGAAUUAGAUUUAGAGGUAGAAAUUGUGGUAAAAUAUUAAAUUCAAUUGCUUUUAGUUCACAGUUGAUUAUAGCAUGGGUUCUUCCAAACUUAAAAACAAAGGGCAGAAUUUAAAAUUAUACUGGGUGUGUUCACUUUAUUAUUUUAUAGUAAGUUUGAAUAAAUCUUAGGGUACAUUAUCACUUAAAUAAUACUCUAUCUAGAUCGUGCAAGUUAAAAUUAUACCUAAAUGAAGUUUGUAUACAGAAAGGAUCUGUGUGUACACUGUCCCCCCUUGUGCUUGUUUUAUUUUUUAAUUUUUUUAACAGCAACUGGAAAUUAUUUACUGUAUUUUAUGUUAGUCUCUAUUUUUUAAGAAUUGAUGUAAAUAUGUAAUUUGAACCAUGGUUGACUUACAAAUGUCACUGCAACUUUUUAGAAAACGUGACCCCUAAUAUAUGUUAAGGGCCCACCUACAAAGCUUAGGUGAGCCAGUGGGCAUGUGGUUUGUGUAGACAUGGAAGAAGCAGGCUAGUCCGUUUCUCUCGGGUGGGCACUUUGCUGCCCUAACAAGGAAGGGAAGCACAUGGAAAUGCAUCGGAACUGUUUUAUUGCAGUAAUUUUUUUCAUAUCUGAAAUUGUAUUAUUUAAUAUUUUGAAUAAGAUUUUAAAAAAUAAAUGGUAAAGAUAUAAAUCCAUGAUUUUAUGUGUG
This is a messenger RNA of Talpa occidentalis (Iberian mole), 2177 nucleotides long. It is a transcript of the gene CUNH5orf15, whose product is annotated as chromosome unknown C5orf15 homolog. The transcript is spliced from 3 exons. Bases 34 to 837 code for a protein of 267 amino acids. The record is from RefSeq and is a predicted model, not a curated record. Lineage: Eukaryota; Metazoa; Chordata; Mammalia; Eulipotyphla; Talpidae.